AUGACGGGUACGGAGGCUGCGGCCUCUGACACAUCGACACCCACGUCGUCGUCACCACCCACGGCUGCUACGCACAACGAUAAUGCCGUUCCCGCGCAACACCAAUGGCAACAGCAGCAGCAGCAGCAGCGCCACCUCCUCCGCUGCCUCGCGUUGGCAGACCUCCUUGACGUAUCCCCGACAGUGAGUCAACAGCUGGUGACCGCCGCGACAGCGCCGUCUAGCUGGCUGGACCACACACUCAACACUCCGCGCGCCAGCUUCCAGGGCUCCACUGAGAGCGACUCCACGAUGCAGGCGUAUCACCUGGAGCGCCUCCUCGUGGCUGCCGUGCUGAAGCGGCUUUUCGAUAGCGACUGCGGCUCUGCCACGAGUGUUAAGAACGUUAGUAGCGCAGCAGCAGUGCAGCCGGCAGCCCCUUCGGUCUUGACGCUGACACAGCAGCCCGCGCGAAAGCGACCGUUCUCAUCCCUGACAGCGCACCCGUGGACGCCAGCACCGUCUGAGUCGGGAAGUUCCUGUACCUCUCCGCAACGAGCAGAUGGUGGGCUGCAGCUGCUGCUGCCGGCGGUGUUGUACUCUCCACAGGGAGUGGCCCGCGUGGACGCCUUGCAUGCGUCUUUCCUUCCGCUUCUACUUGUCGCGCUACUGCAGCACGUGAGUGGGGAGUGCAGCGACGGUGGCGAUAGUCACGUCACAGGCCUCUCGACGUCGAAGCGAGGGGACGACGCCAGCUCCGUCAAGACUAAUACAUCCGCGGCAGUAUUAUCGCUGGGGCAGCAGCGAUGCUGUCGUGCCGCACUUCAGCGGUUGUUGUCACUGUACGUACCUCUAUUCCUGCAGCGACGGCGUGCUACCUGUGCUGCGGUGAGCGCCAUUGUGGAAUCACUACAGGAGUGCUCGUGUGGUCGUCGUGUUGACGCCGAGGGCACGGCCGAGGUGGAAGAAGGCCAAACGCGCAUUCAACGGCCAGUCCAUCACCAUCUGUGCUGCAGUGAGGUCAAGCAGUGGCUGCGCGCGACUCGUCUCUUGUCGGUUACGCUUGUGGCGUCUCUCUCCCACGUGAGUCGACGGACCGGUACUGCAACAGCAGCAGCACUGUCGCCGCCGUCAGAUGCCGCUCUGGUGGAUGAGGACGACUUGAUGGAGGCGCGGUGGACGCUGGAGAUAGCCGGGGUGUGGAUGAGUGCGGCAGGUAUACCCCUCCAAGGCGGCACGCCAGUGGCGGAUGGGCGGCGUUCGUCAGACCUCUUGUGGCGGAAAGAACUGUGGAGGGGAGCUGGUAUGAGCGCUUCGAGUGACCCCAAGCACCUGGAGCCCGAUGGUGGCAUCCACGCAAGUACUGCGGCUUCACCGCAUCGAGAAGACCGCGCGCCGUUCACCAUCGCCACCGCGGAGGUGAUCGCGCUUGCGGAAAUCAUGUGCACCAUAGGCGAGGAGACAUGCAGCGACAUCUGUCCCCACGACACUCUGUCACCACAGCAGCACGAGGGCAGCCGCGUUGGUGAGCAGAGUCAAUCGGUACCAUCGUGCUUCACCUGUGGUAGUAGUCGUACAGUGGAAGUGCUACGCGAUGUGACCAGUUUCUUCCUCGAUCGGCGUCACAACAACAGCUCUCGCGAUCCUCUCCGCACCCUUCCGGCUUCCGCAGUGUCGACAACGGAGCUUCACCAUCGCUACGUCCUCCUCCUUGGUGAGCGUCUGGAGGAGGAACAGUGCCAGCAGCAUCGCUUGCUCGCCGCAGCCGAGCGCGCCGUUCACCGAGUUCUGCGACAGCAGCACCGACAGCACCCCGGGGUCCUCUGGCAACCGCCUGGGAUGCUCGUGGCUCUGUGCAGCGUGACCUCCUAUCAACUGCGCACUCAGCUGCACCGACGCGAGCAGCGCAUGGCUGAGCUCUGCACCGCGACGACAGCGACGGCGACUGCGACCAUGUUGGCGGUACCGCACACAAAUGCGGUCUCGUUUCCUCCCUCUGGCAAUGUGGCCGCUGACGACAAGAGCCCUAUCAGCAACAGUGAAGCUGACGAAAACUCUCAAAACUAUCGACAGCCACCUAGUGAUGCUCCCCCUGCCGCUACUGCAGCGAAGCCCGCGCAGCUAGGAGAGACGCUUUGGUCUGAGGAUGACGAGGAUAGCGAUGAUGCUGCAGCCCAGCAUGAGAAGGGCCAAGGACGGUGGUGCGCUCAUUCCAUGAAAGCAGAGACUGCGCUAUUCGCGCAUGGUGUGCCGCCUCCCUCUCUAGCUAGCCCCGCAACCAGAGCAGCAGCAGCAGCCGAUACAGGGAUCCCCACGCUGUCACCCCCACCGCCGAGGUCCCCAGUGUCCUCCGCUCCGUCCCUUGGGCGUGCACCUGCACUUCUUCGCUACACCCCGCGCACAAACAGCUUGCGCCACGUGUCCCACGUUCAUAAUGCGCCGCCCAUCAUGCAUGCAAGUGAGGGUAUGCCAGCGGCGGCUGACGAGGGCACCGAAGAUGCUGAACAAUUCAUGGGCGGCAACAGCGACUACUACGCGCCUGCUCAGUCAAUGGAGCGCCUUUGGGAGCUACCGUCGCGUGUACCGCAGGAUUGGACACCAGCGCUGGCCACCCUGAUGGCCUGCUGCUUGCUGUGCCUCAGACCAUCCUCGGCAGCGACGGCGGCGUCACGACUCGCGGUGCUGCUUGGUAAACCGCUGCUAAGUAGUCACUCGGCAGAAGCAGAGUUUUCGCACAACACUGCUGCUACUGCCAUCAGCGGCUUAGCCUCUCCACCGUUGGCAAGGCGAGUUACCACCCGGUCACUGAGCCUUCUUGACUUCGGUUUCAGCAGGCGCCACGAGGCGCCAGCGGCAAUGGCAAGCGGUGUAAGUGUGGGCAGCAGCGGGCGCAGUAGAAGUACCGCCAACAGUAUCGCUGGCGUAUCUAUGGCAGUGGACAGCACCAACGGAGGCGGUGAAUCAACCGGUGCAGUGGGGGCACUGGCGCAGUGGCACCUGAGAGGACUGAUCCAGCAGUUGCGCCUCCCAGCAAACGGGCGAGUGCUGCCGAGUGUGCAGGCUGGCACAGAGGGCCGUCAAGGCAGCCGCGCUACAGCACCAAGAACGCACUCUACUACUGCGUCAUCUUUGCUGACUCCUUUCAGCAGCACCGCCAAUCGCGCCACCGCGUUGUCCAGCUCGGCGAGCGCCGCAGCAGGAGGCGCUUCGUGGUUCACUCUAUACGGCCAGACCACCCGUGCGCUGGAUGCAGCGAAGUGCGUGAAUCACGGCGACAUGAAUGGUGUCGCAUGGCCAUCCUUGCCGUCGGCGGGCGGUGUCCUGCGCCGACUCGACCCCGUGUCCCUCCUCGCUAGUUGCUUCGCCCUGAUGCAUCUACUACAGACGCAGCCGCACUUCUUCCAGCAGGCGAAGUUGGGCGGACGCACAAUGCAGGAGUUGCGUCUCGGCGUGCUGGAGGCUCGCUGGGGCGGCGAGCAGGGGUGCGCAACACAGAUGCUGCAGCGCCACGACUCGGCGGCGUGCACUGUAACGGUGUCUGUCAGCAAGGUGUCAGGAGCCCUUGCGGUUGGCACAGCUGGUGGGCACGCUGCUCCGCGCGCUGGUGCCGCUGAUGCACUGCACUUUACCCGUGGCCACUCACUGUGGGACUGCGCCAUCGCAGCAGCACCGGUCGGGCCGCUGGGAAUGGAUGCGAGCGAUGACGACGGGAACGGUGGUGACGCUGCUGCGGCGGUACCGGCUGCGGCAGUCGAUACCUACAGCGGUGUGGAGGACUGCUGCGAUAAAGCAGCGGCGGCCAUGUGCAACCUCACCGAGGCACUUCUGGUUGCCGUUUCCUACGUUGGGUGCCGAGCCAUUGCAGCGGCGUUGCUGCAGUUCGCAGCACCAACCGUCGACAGCGCAAAGACGGUGGACGCGAGUGUCCUCUCGUGUCGGGGCGGUGGAAUCGCCGCUCCCGCCGCUACCUCUCCUUCCUCCCGAGACCUUUGGUGCGACGCUCUGCAAGCGAUCACAGGGCUGUUACUGGAGGCGCAUCGUGCACACAGAGGCGGCGCCGCCGCCAGUCGUGUUCAAUCCAUGGAGGCGGCAGCAGAAAGAGGUAGUGGUCACCACAACAGCAUUCGUACCCGCACUGACGGCAUCCUGUCACCUCUCAGUCACUCGGCAGACCGAGUAGGCACGCUGGGACCAACGGCAACCGCGACAGCCGGGGCAUUCAUGCCAGCCUCCAGCGCAUGCACAAGUGCAUCAGCGCCACCGCAACUGAGUGAACCUCUGCGAGCAUUCAGUGUUGGCGCUGCUCCGACGACGACCUCGUCUCGUGCAGCUCGUCUCGCUAGUGAUACUGGACGCGGCUCCUACUCUGCCACCUCCCCUCCCAUCACGGCCUCCACAGUACCCCCGUGGCCAUCACCGCUGUCCAUAGAAGCACAAUUUGGGCUCGGUGCCUUCUUCAUUGCCCUCGUACGAGCGCUGUUGCAGCUCCACGCGUCGUCGUCAACGGCCACGGAGGCGACCCUCAACAGGGCUCCGGACGGUCAGAAGCAGCCGCAUUGGCCACAGCCGCUCCUCUGCGUUGUCCAGUGCCUCUACGCAGUCGCUAGCAUCAUUGAUGACCUGCUGCACGACUACACCCACGCGCCGCCUGCUGUGCUGUGUGACGUGCUCGUGAUUAUGUUGACAGGACAGCCGCUGCCGCACUCGGCAGGGAUGGGGAAGGAGGCGGGUGUAGCAGAGCCGCCGCCGCUGCACGUAAGCGCCACGCGUACAGCAUGGGAGGCACUGCACUUGACGCCCUUCUGGGACGAUGUCUUGCUAGGUUCCGUAGAAUAUGCAAGUCGCGCGUGGGCGUGCCCUGAGGAGUGCAACACCUCCCUCUCACCAACUCAGCUUACCCGCCCGCCGUGGCAGAGCCUCCUCGGAUACAUCCCAUGUUCUCGAGACCCCCUUUCCACAUCAUGGUUGCCAGCAGCUUUUCGUGGGUCACCACGCUCUAGCACCAGUUGGACACUGCUUGCCCUGCUGGCAAAAGAGGACGAUCUCUUCUUGGAGAGCAUAACGACAACAGCAGCUGUGAAACCGGCGCACGCAGCUGCGGCAGUGACAGACGGCGACGACGUGCAUGAAAUGCCGACGACGGAUGCAAACGCGGCGGACGAAAUUCGCCAGCUGAGUAUUUCCCUUGUGUCCUCCACACGGUAUGCAGGGUGGAUGAAAGCGCUGUGCGAAGCAUGGCAAGCGUGA
This is a messenger RNA of Leishmania braziliensis MHOM/BR/75/M2904, 5226 nucleotides long. RefSeq lists its product as hypothetical. The transcript has a single exon. NCBI's taxonomy places the organism in Eukaryota, Euglenozoa, Kinetoplastea, Trypanosomatida, Trypanosomatidae. The record is from RefSeq and is a predicted model, not a curated record. The coding region runs from base 1 to 5226 and encodes 1741 amino acids.